UUUGAACAGAGAAGGCCCUCUUCAAGUGUCCAGCUUCUCACUUCAUUUCGAGUGAAACCACUAGAGGGGGACACACUUUCUGACCAUGCAACAGAGUGUGUGGCAACCAGAGAAGAAAACCACUAAUGCAAAUUGCAGCAGGUGAAGGAAGUUUGUUGCUCACUAUGGUAGCUAGGGAUGCCAUCUGACCUGGAAAAUAAGUUCAAACAGUUUGUGUUUUACUGCAAUAAUUACAAAAGCUUGAAUCCUCUUGAGUCAGCCUGGAGCCAGCAGUCUGCCAGAAGUUAAGGACCGACUCUUUGACCUCCCUCCCCCUCUUCGUGCUCCUUUCCGAACGUGCUGACCAAUCUUCCCCCCUGGCUGAUCAGCAUGACAAAGCACUGGCCGGAGCAGAGUCUCUUGGCACCACCCGCUCUGUCCCACCUUGGAGAACAUCCCGACCAUCAACUUGACUUCCACAGAAAUGCGCAGAAGAUUUUUCCACCCAACGGUGUAGCUCGGAGCUCUUCAGCUCAACAUUGGCCUUACCACCUGGCUCGGAUGGUUCCCCAGCAGUUGUCGCGCUUGGAGAAACCCGAAGCGCGCCCCGAACAUCUCACCAGUGCCAGGGCAUUCAUGGAUACAGCCGUACCGCCGGACUCAUUGUACCCGAAUCCUCAAGAUGCCCACUUCAAACAGGAAGGCAUUAUCCGGGACUCGUGUAACAGUGAACGGGAGAAGAGUAGCACGAGUGGUGGGAAGAAAAAGAACUAUCAGCGGUAUCCAAAACCACCGUACUCGUACCUCGCUAUGAUUGCUAUGGUCAUCCAAAGGUCGCCAGAGAAGAAACUGACGUUAUCUGAGAUCCUCAAGGAGAUCAGUACUCUCUUCCCAUUUUUCAAAGGAAACUACAAGGGAUGGCGAGAUUCUGUGCGACACAACCUCUCCUCUUAUGACUGCUUUGUAAAGGUGCUGAAGGACCCGGGGAAGCCUCAGGGCAAAGGCAACUUCUGGGCGGUGGAGUUGAGCCGCGUUCCUCUGGAGCUCCUCAAGAGACAAAACACGGCUGUGUCUCGCCAGGAUGAGACAAUCUUUGCCCAGGAUCUGGCCCCCUACAUCCUGCAGGGACACAAACCAGAAGCUGAACCACCACCUGCCCUUCUCAGCCCCCACCCAACCAUGCGCUCAAGAAACCCCUCCCCAGCACAGGAGGACUUGUUCCGACCCAAGCUGGACUCUUCCUUCGCCAUCGACUCUCUGCUACACAGCCUGCGGCCACCCAGUGCCCCCGGGGAUGUGGAUGUGUCUAGCAGCGACUGCUGGGGCAAGGUGGAGCGCCCUCGGUCUUCACCACCUCUGCGGCCUCGCUACGCCUCCUCUGCCCGUAGUGCCUCGGCCAGCUCUGCCAGCCCAGCCUCCACCUCCUCCUCUGAUGAGGAAUGGAAAGGGAUGUCCCUGUCCGGGAAGCGUGUUCCCCUUGAGGGUGAGGCUGGGUCAGAUGGUUAUGAGGACUACAGACCGCCACUCCACAAGUCCGCCCGACGGGAGACCGUUGCCCCUCCAUGGGAGCUUCCCACCUCCUAUGCUAAAUAUGCUCCCCCUAAUGCUGUUGCCCCACCCAGUAUGCGGUUCAACGGAGGACCUCUAAUGCCACUGCAUGGAGGACUUCCUCUUUACAGCUACGGCAGCUCUCCUGUGGCACCUGGUCACUUCUUAGGUCAUGCCUAUUGGCCCAUCCUCCCCAGCGGACGAGUUUCUGUCCAAGCCCCUCCCCUCAUCAUGGACCUGGACAACAUGUUGCAAUCUGUGCCUCCAAAUAAGAGUGUGUUUGACGUGUUAGUACCAACAAAUCAGAACUCUCACCCACAUCAUCAACCACCCAGUCAGUACACCCUGCAGAAUGGGCCUCCCCUAAACAGGUAUCCUCAGUACUGACUCUGAAAUACUGACUUGAUUCCUCAUACUGAUCCAUACUGUCACUCAGAAAUGCACGGACGCUAACCCACUAGGAUGCAGGUUUAAUCAAGAUCCCUGAGCGAAACACAUUUCUGCUCAAGCUCAACAAAUGUUGACUGUUUAGGAUGCAAAAAGGGCGCUGAACUACAGACAGUGUAAUUGAUGGAUUCAUGUUUUUAACAAGAUGAAAAGUCAGUGUUGGCUUUUUUAAAUCAAGGUUUUUAAAAACAAACCCAUUAUUUCUCAUCAAUGUUGAUUAUUACAUGGUUUCGCUGGAUAAAAUGUACCUCAAACAGCUAUACAACUAAAUAAGUAUCUACCUCAGGAAUUCACUGAAAUGGAGUGUGUAUUUCUACAGGCUCUUUGCACUGAAGGUGUUUUAAUUGGCAUGAAUGUGUUUUGUUACACAAUUAUUUUGCAUGUUGUCUAGUUAUUGUGACUGCUGAAUGUAUUGUUGGAUUUAAUCUUGAAUUUCAGU
Molecule: messenger RNA, 2413 nt
Organism: Etheostoma spectabile (orangethroat darter)
Lineage: Eukaryota; Metazoa; Chordata; Actinopteri; Perciformes; Percidae
Gene: foxh1
Product: forkhead box H1
Exons: 4
Coding region: 370-1914 (514 amino acids)
Biological process (GO): transforming growth factor beta receptor signaling pathway; positive regulation of transcription by RNA polymerase II
Cellular component (GO): activin responsive factor complex
Molecular function (GO): transcription cis-regulatory region binding; DNA-binding transcription activator activity, RNA polymerase II-specific
Source: RefSeq, a predicted model, not a curated record